This is a messenger RNA of Linum tenue, 1120 nucleotides long. Lineage: Eukaryota; Viridiplantae; Streptophyta; Magnoliopsida; Malpighiales; Linaceae. The record is from the annotation of a GenBank genome assembly.
CUUUGAAGUCAUUUGAUUAAGGUCUGCAGGUCAUACUUAUCAAGUUUACAGUUAAGGUUGUUUUGCUUGAGCUUGCCUUGUCAAUGGCAGCAUGAGGGGAACAUACCAAUGAACAACAACAAAAGAACUUAUGGGGAGAUCUAAGCAACAAAACAACUCACCUGUUUUCUGUUUCCAUUUUCUCUUGCGGGGAAGCAAUCUUAGGAAAAAGAAGGCUACUGACUUUCAGAAAAACCAUGGCGGCGUGUGCUAGCGACGGUUGGCGGUUUGGGUACUGUCCUGUUUCAGACCCAUUGAGUGGCUUUGAGCAUGGAACUGGUGACACAGCUGUAGAGUUUGUGCCAAGAAGUAGCAGCGCAUCAGUGUCAGUGACUGCAGUAUCUUCAUCGACUGUUUGUUUCUCAUCUUCAGAUCCUGUACUAGUGCCAUCUAAUGAUUCAAGGCCUGCUGGUACAGUGGGUACAAUAAAACGUGAAGUAGGGAGCCAUCGAACUCUUUCUGCUACAAAUGUUGCUCCUAACUCUCAGAAAUCAGCUGGUUCUACCAAAGAGUGGAAACCAAAGACUACGAACUCCACAGUAGCCCAGGUUUCUGGUAUAGCUAGCUCGACAGAAGUUCGUAAUGCACCAGUUGAUAGUGUUCUUCAUCAGUUCCUCAAUCACAGCCAGCUUCAGGAGGUGAUAUGGAAGAUUUAACUUCUAACUUACAGAAGUUGGAGCUGCCUCUUCCACAGCGACAUCAUGUUAUCAUGCCAAACCAUAUUCAUGUUCCGGAAUCGGAGAGAACCAAGUUGAGCUUUGGAAGCUUUGAUGCUAACUUUGUUGUAACCUCAAGUUCUACUAGUGGGUCAGAGAGUGAGAAAAGCUCCACUCCCUUGUCCGAUGCAACACUCAAAGUUGAAGAAGCUCUGGAGCAGCCGGCAGCAAGGUGUGUUUUAGUACUAUGGACAUGGAGUUUGUUAUUGAGUUAGAUAGACUGGUGCUAUCAAAUAUAGGCUGUAUACUUCCAAACUUUUCCUGACUUGUUAUACAUGGCUACCAACAGUCAAGUUGCAGUAGGAAAUUAUUGAAGUACUUUUGUUUCUGUUUACUAUUUAUUUGGUGUUGAACCAUUAGGAAAU